Molecule: messenger RNA, 1569 nt
Organism: Pseudogymnoascus verrucosus
Lineage: Eukaryota; Fungi; Ascomycota; Leotiomycetes; Thelebolales; Thelebolaceae
Exons: 5
Coding region: 1-1053 (350 amino acids)
Molecular function (GO): iron ion binding; heme binding; oxidoreductase activity, acting on paired donors, with incorporation or reduction of molecular oxygen, reduced flavin or flavoprotein as one donor, and incorporation of one atom of oxygen
Source: RefSeq, a predicted model, not a curated record
AUGUCGUUCAUGAUAGUUGCAUCAUCCGCUAACAUGGGUGCCGCCAUACACAUGUAUAUUCAGCCGUUGAUUGCGCUUCUCGCCGCAAAUAAAGCACUUGGAGACCUCCAUGGUUGCCUUCCAGCCCCCAGACUUCAGAACCAGCGUCCCUUUGGCGUGGAUCGCUUGGAACAGAUUUUCCGAUGGACAUUGGAGCAGGUGUUUCUGGGGGUUCCAGCGUUUGGAACCGUUGAUCCAGCAAACAUGGAGGCUAUCUUGUCUUCCAACUUCAAAGAUUUUGGGAUGGGACUACGACGUGAGAUUACAUUUCCCAUGUUCGGCGACGGGAUAUUCACCCAGGACGGAGGUACCUGGAAGCAAUCACGAGAGCUGCUUCGACCACAGUUUCACUUCAAGAAGUAUGCGGACUUGGAUUUUUUUGGAGACGCUUGCGACAAUCUCCUAGAAAAAAUACCAGCAUCUGGUGGUGUUGUAGAUCUUCAGCCUCUCUUCUUUCGGCUGGCCCUCGACGUCACGACGGCAUUCUUAUUUGGGGUGUCAAUAGAAAGCCUUAAGGCGGGGGAAGGAUCUGGAGAGCAGGCAUUCGCAGAUGCUUUCAACAUAGCACAGGAUUAUGUUGCUAGGCGGUUUCGACUUCUUGAUCUGUAUUGGCUGAUUGGAGGGAAGAACUUCCGAGAUGCGUGCGAGACAGUGCACUCAUUUGCGGACAAGAUAAUUGAUCGUAAUCUCUCGCACGAGAUGACAGACGGUGAAGAAGACCAAUAUGUCUUCCUACAGGCAAUGGCUAAGAAAACACCGAGUCGAACUGCACUGAGAAGUCAAAUAAUCAACAUCUUAACUGCGGGCAGAGAUACGACAGCAUGCCUUCUAUCUUGGACCUUCUUUCUACUUAUUAGACAUCCGCAGGUCCUCGAAAAACUACGAGACGAGAUUUUUAAGCUUGACAGCAACACAGAUCUGACUCGAAACAGUCUUCGAAAUAUGAAAUAUCUUCAAAAUGUUCUCAAAGAAAGUGAGUUCCACAGAUUCUUAACCCACGAUAAUAAGUCCUGAGUUAGCUACCACUUCGUCUUUAUCCUCCUGUGCCAGUCAACGCACAAACUGCUCUAUGCACAACUAUCCUUCCAACCGGCGGUGGGCCAGAUCGCACCGCUCCAGUUCUCAUACCCAAAGGCAGCUCUGUCGCAUACAGCGUGUACACAAUGCAUCGACGACCCGAUCUAUAUGACAUGGAUGCCGAACUCUUUCGCCCCGAAAGAUGGGACGAACAAAUGCCCCUGAGCGAGAACGAGAUAUAUUCAAAAUGGGGAUAUUUGCCCUUUAAUGGUGGGCCAAGAAUAUGCCUUGGAAUGGACUUUGCGCUCAGUGAAGCGGCAUACACGGUCGUACGAAUUAUACAAAAGUUUCCGAAAAUUAAACUGCCUAAGAAUGAGCCUUUCGGUCGGGUGGGGGUGGAAAAGCAGAAAAUCACAAUGGUCAUGUCCAUUGUUGGCGGGUGUAGGGUCGAGCUGCGAUGAUUCUAUUGUAUGAAAGAACAGAACAACAAUCUAUUCAUUUAUAGCAUCGUAG